AUGGAGCAGUGGUUACCUCCAAGCCACGAGAGCACUGCCGACCUGACACGGGCUGACGGAGGCGAUCUCUGGACAGUCCUCUCCUCUCAACGCCGUGCUAGAAGCCCCUCAAGACUCACAGCGUUUUCUGAUGUCAAUGGACUGUCCUAUCUUGGUUCCCUUCCCAAACCCAUCACGAUUGACUCGAGUCCCAAGAAAAGGGAUCCGUUGGCGGAUAUGCUCCCCGAUAGCUGGGAGCCAACUCAGAAGCUUGAUCCCAUUCCGAGUACGGAGACACCACCACAGCCCGAAAACAAGGCCCAGCCUACUGCCACUGCCCAAACUCAGAACAGAACACCUCUCUCCGCCGACGAUCUAGCCCCCGACAUGCCAUGGAACUCUGUCUCUUCCCGCAAAAGACCUACAAAGAUCCGUCAGUCCCAAGCUAAGCCAAAGGCCAAGCCCAGCAAAGGUGCUGGCUCAACCUCGCCAAGCGAACCUGACAAGUCCACCGACUCUACGUCUCCCCAUGAUGGGCUUGCUCUUCGGAGAUCCCCUCGGAUUUCUCAGCUCAAUGCUCACCAGAAGCUCCAAAAGACUACUCCUCCCCCUUCGAGGUCUGAAGUCGAGAAUGACAUCCAGAAAUCGAAGAGUGGCCCAAUUUCCCCCAUACCUAGGAAGCGAAAGGCACGACCACAUGCGACCGAGACUUUGGAAACGAGUGGCUCGGAUACACGAUACAAGGCAGCAACAACGUUGCCGGCCAAGCCUUCCAAGGUCCCACGCCUUGAGCAAGCCAGUCCAGCCAAGGGCGAACCUGCUGCCAAAGACAGUGAGGCAGCAAGACCCAGGGCAGCAAACAGAGAUAUUCGAACUCCAGCUGAGCCCGAGGACGAAGUCUUCCCCCAUGAUGACAGAACUGAGAAGCACAUCCCGGCAAGCAACAAGCUUCAGUCUCCUAAUGAGCCGGAAGAGUCAGUGCUUUCCUAUCACAACAGAGUGGAAAGGCAAGACUCGACAACCACUGGAGUCCAAACUUCGAAUGAGCUGGAGGAAAUGUUGCAGCCCCCUCACGAGAGCACUCAGAAAAUCGACACGCAACUCAUCUACCAAAACCAGGCAAUACAACAGUUCGGUUCCCAGCCGACAUCUGAAGACGCGUUCCUUGCUAAGACAACUGCCAACCUGAUGGCGGUCACUCAGUAUGAGCAAAGACCAUUCCGCAAGCAAGCAGCCCUCGUACAUGACGUGGCCAAUGAAUCACCUAGACGUAUUUCGAGAGAUGCUGUCUCUUCGCCAGCGCCCAAAGACAUUGUGCCUUCACAUGUCGCUCAUGUGUGGGAUAGGUUGGCUCAGAGAGAACCCCAGAUUCUCGACCUUGGACAGGCGCAGGAGGCAGUUCCCGUACUUCAACCUACAUUUCGUGGACAAAAGCAUCAUGGCGUUAAUUCUGAACUCUCUAGUUCUCCUUUGUUUAUGGGUCAAGGUCCUGUUUAUGACGAUGAUCAAGAACCUGGAGUGGCACCAAGGUCGCCUAGGAACAUGUUCCGCAAUGGCUUGGAGACGUUCAAAGUCCAAGUUUUGCAUCGUAACACAGCUCCCACACUUCGCAAACAGCCGUCUCACGACCAGUUGCCUGUACAGACUAUCGCUCAGCAAUCUGACCUCGCCUACUCGUUGCCGCAUGCUGCCAAUCUUACAAACGAAUUUCAAGGAACGCCAGUUCAGCGCCCGCAAAGUCAAUGGAGUGCUUCGACGCCAUUGGAGCAGAGCAGAGCAGCGAGCCGGGGAGAGGUCUGGAGGAGAGAGACAGAGGAUAACUCUACAUAUGCGAUUUUACACAAGAUAGGAAUGAUGCUACAUCGCGCACUUAAGCCGAGCGAAGAAGUUGUGGACGACAUAAUCAAGGACUACCUGGAGAAUUCAGUGCUGCUACUUGAGCUUAUGAACACUUGUCAUGAAACUGAAAGGGAAACCACUGUUGAAAACCACGAAGCCGCAACCAAAAGGUUGUACUCCAUGUUCGACACAGCCUUGCAGGACGUCCGACACCUGCAGGAGCAACUGCAGUCAUUUGACAUCUCGAAGAUACUGGCCAGUGCCCGUAGGCCUGAACUUGUCAAAAAAAUGCAUAUGUUGAAUCGGUUGUGCGAUGAGCGCCUGAGAGAAUACGUUGAACAAUCUUCACGCGCGACGACCGAAGAAGAGGAUCCAGUCCCAAAGAAGGACGACCUUGUGGAACUCUUCAAGACACAGCUAUACGAACAGAUUGGACAUUCUGUCGACGUGACCACGAAGCUCCAGAUGAUCGAUGCGGAAGCAGAUGAGUUCAUUGAGAAUCUCCGCAAUGAGAUAGGCUUUCCAAGCAGACAGUCUGAUGCUCAACGAGUCUCGGACGAACCUGAACCCGCCUUUCAAGCUAUAAAGCAGGAUUAUAACGCCAUGUUCGGUUCGAAGCAGAAGAAGCCUGCUUCUGCUGGCGAGAUACUGUCUGAUAUUUCUCAGGAGGUCAUCGAGGUGUCGUCACACUAUGACUCAGAUAGUGAUUACGUUGACUGA
This is a messenger RNA of Neurospora tetrasperma FGSC 2508, 2538 nucleotides long. RefSeq lists its product as uncharacterized. The coding region runs from base 1 to 2538 and encodes 845 amino acids. The transcript has 2 exons. The record is from RefSeq and is a predicted model, not a curated record. NCBI's taxonomy places the organism in Eukaryota, Fungi, Ascomycota, Sordariomycetes, Sordariales, Sordariaceae.